AGUUUCUUCCGUCCUGUAUUGGGCGUCGUUCAUUUUGCCCUACUACUAUGCUCGUUCCAGUCGCGGACGGGUCUGACGUGUACAUGAGCGUGCCGGUCCCUCCCACGCACGCAGCCUUGAAGUACCGGAAGUAUCUUGAUGUAUCUUUUAUGAUGUUGGUCGUGCUGUCGUUCGGGCAUAUGAUCUAUGGAGAUGGCUGGGGUGCGCUGCUGGACCUCAUGUUUGCACUCUUGGGAUAUGCUACGUUCCGGAGGUGGUUGUUGUCCGGCAUUGCAUUCUACUCUUUUCUAUGUGCAUUCAAUUGUGGGAUAGAUGUAGUUGCGACUAUUAAUGUUGGUAUGAGUAUAGAGGGUAUGGACCAGAAGACUCAUGAUUCUUUGAAGCUCACACCAGGAUUGGAGGGGGUCAUCCUAGGCACCAUGGUCAUGGAUACGUUGGUGAUGGGAGCCUGCUUAGUGUUCUCGUGCAAGAUUUACACCGAUCUCCGGGCCAACCUGUAUACACAGCUCAUAGGAGGGGGUGGUGCUGAUGUCACCGCCACUUCCGCCCUUUUCCUGGAUGGUCAACAGGGAGCGACUCAACAGCAGCAACAACAACAGACGUUGGGGAUGCCACUACUACAGCAGCAACAGCAACAGCAGCAGUCGGAUAGGCAGCAGACAGGUCAACAACAACAGCAACAACACCCACUGCCGUUCAUGCCGUUCCAAGGCCAGGCUCAUAAACUGGAUUAGAAUAGAGGCCUGUUGAAGAGAAGUGACAAUUUUGUAACUUAUUUGAAUGGAAAGAGCAGCACUGCUGCUGCUGUUGAAUACUGCUCUAAUCUGG
Molecule: messenger RNA, 828 nt
Organism: Perkinsus marinus ATCC 50983
Lineage: Eukaryota; Perkinsozoa; Perkinsida; Perkinsidae
Exons: 9
Coding region: 48-734 (228 amino acids)
Source: RefSeq, a predicted model, not a curated record